Amphiprion ocellaris (clown anemonefish) is the source of this 1062-nucleotide messenger RNA. RefSeq lists its product as uncharacterized. The transcript has 4 exons. The coding region runs from base 282 to 764 and encodes 160 amino acids. Lineage: Eukaryota; Metazoa; Chordata; Actinopteri; Pomacentridae. The record is from RefSeq and is a predicted model, not a curated record.
GUAAGGUCACAAGUCAAAUCCUCAUAAGAGCAGACAGGGACUGAAGUGUUCACAGGUACACAGACUCAAGUACUGGGAGCAAUGCAUCGAAUGACUUCGCAGCUUUAAUGAAUGAUACUAUCAGCUGAUUGUGUCUACAGGAGAUUCCACUUGCAGAUUACAGCCUCAUUCUGCAGAGGACACUUUUAAAGUGUUCCAGUGUCCAAUCCUACAUGCGGAUAUCGCGUAAAGCUUAGGAUAAAUCACCUGAUUAGCCGACUAAUAUCUACACAAUUUUGGAAAUGGAUUCCCUGAUGUCGCUGGGCUCCCCCCUGAAGCAGUUCACCCGAUGCGUGUCGGGGAAAAACACCACCGCAAAGAGAGGGCCCAAGAGGAGCCAGUCGGUCCGCCGCAACAGCUUCAUCCGCAACAGCUUCACCCGCAGGAAGAGCGUCAGCAGGAGGAGAAGUCUUCCCUGCAGCAGCCAGAAAGUCCCAGACUCCUGGCUCAGAGCCUACCAGGAUGACCUGAAGAGAGAAAGGAAACGUCAGCAAGCCAUCCUGGCCAAGAAGAACGCCGAAAGGACCGUCAGAAAAACCCACUUCAGGAGCCACCACUGCCUCCCAAGGCAGACCACCGCUGCCAGGAAACCGGCUCCAGUGAAGGACGACUCCUUCUUUGGAGCCUUUCAGGGCCUCAGUCUGGACGGACUGGUGGGAGGAGCUUCUGGGUUACCUGCCGCCGCUCCUGCAGCAGGUGGAGGAGAUCCGUGCAAAGUCAUGUGAGACUCAACAUAUUAAGGACAAUUAGACUUUUCAAAUGAGCCACAUUGCUUGAGAGAUUCCCAUACAACAGAGACUUGAUGGAGAAAGGUGACAAAUAAGACCCAAGAAAGAGGAGAGUAUUUCUGUGUAUUUUCUUAAAUGUUUUUUUUUCUUUAGCUAACAAUAUUGCCAGUUCUUGCUUCGUUAAUAUCUGUUGAGUGGACUGUACACUUUAAGAAUUGUUGCACUGUUACUUGUUCGCUAAAUGAGCAGAAUUGUUUUCCUGAAAUGUUAUGGUUAUAAAAUUGUGGAAAACCGA